AUGACCACCGACAAUUUGACUCCACAACAACGUAGUUACACCCUCUUAACGAAAGACCCCACUCAAUCCGUUACCACUAAACUACAGAAAGUCCUCAAGAAACUACACACCGACAAGAAGAUCACGACCGACCUAUACCACAAGAUGCGCAACCUACAUCCUAGAUGGCCUCAACUUUACGGACAACCUAAGAUACACAAACCCGGCGCACCUAUCCGUCCCGUAGUCAGCUUCUACAACACCCCCCUCCAAGCCCUCCACAAAGUCCUCGCAUCUUUCCUCAAACCCCUAGCCCAGAACCCCUUACGCCUCAAAGACUCUUCCGACUUCAAACAUCGCUUCGACUCCUCUCUCAAUCCCUCCUUCCACUACCACGCCUCCUUAGACGUCCAAUCCUUGUACACCUCCUGUGACAUGCGCCUAUCCCUCAAAACUGUCAUCUCCUCCUUUGAACAGAACCCCUCUCGUCUUCCCUCCAAUGUCACCACCACCACCAUAGGCUCCCUUAUCAACUUUUGCCUUGACAACUCAUACCUUGAAUUCAACGGCUCCUUCUACUCCCAAGACGAAGGUGGUACAAUGGGAUCCCCCCUCAUUGUUGAACUAGCUGAAAUCCGCCUUGCUGAAAUCGAGACCUUAGCUUUAUCCUCAUGUCCUGACCCUCCGAACACUUACUCCCAUUUCGUUGACGACGGCCUUGGAUCUUUCAGAGACAGAAACCACGCAGAAUCCUUCCUUACAUUCCUUAACUCCCUUACUGAAGACCUCAACUUUACCCAAGAACAUCCCUCUACAGACGGAACUAUACCCUUCCUUGACGUUCUCAUCCACCCUGACAAAUCCACAUCAGUCUACAGAAAACCCACCCACACCAACCUCUACACCAAGUACUCCUCCUGCACCACCAACUCAUCUAAGAACGCAGUCAUCCGAUCACUGACCAGAAGAGCCCACAACAUCUGCUCACCCCAACACCUUGACGACGAACUCCAGACAGUACGACACGUUUGCCUCCAGAACGGCUUCCCUCCUCACCGCAUCACCACCAUCAUGGACGAAGUACAACGGAAAUUCACCAACCCCUCUCGCCACCAAUCCCUAGCCUCAUUCAACCGACAGACCCGUGAACAUGCCCUUAGUGUUUCUCUUCCUUUCCAUCCCUCCCUAUCCAAACCCAUCUCCAAGAUACUCGGACAACACGACAUCAAAGUCACCCACUCCUCUGCUACCUCCCUCCGCAACCUCCUCACCAAAACGAAGACCACACCCCCUACUCACCUCACUCCCAACACCAUCUACGAAAUUUCCUGCUCACAGUGCCCCUCCAAAUACGCCGGACAGACCUACAGACCCUUGGUCCACCGCAUGAAAGAACACGAACGAUACACAGUCAUCUAA
Molecule: messenger RNA, 1398 nt
Organism: Bolinopsis microptera
Lineage: Eukaryota; Metazoa; Ctenophora; Tentaculata; Lobata; Bolinopsidae
Exons: 3
Coding region: 1-1398 (465 amino acids)
Source: RefSeq, a predicted model, not a curated record